AUGUCUGCGCGUCGCGGGCUCGGCGGCGUCCUGCGCGCUGCGGCGCGGGCGUUGGCACCACACGGGCCUGCUGUCCAGCCGGGCGGCGCCCCCGGGCGCGGGUGGGAUGGCCUCGCCGCUACCUUCUCGCGCCACGUGCACGACACGGCGCCUGCGCGGCAGCUGCAUCACCCGGAGGAACUGGCCGCGCAGCCGAGCGGUCGGGAGGACGAGGGCGGCGUGGAGGGCGGGCAGGAGCCCCGCGUGAGCGACGCGAGGGAGCAGGCCCUGGAGGUCUCGAGUACCAGGAAGCGGCAGUGGGAAGUUGUGGUCCUCAAGGGCACGAAGAGAACGCAGGCCGGCAGGACGGUGAGCGCGGGGAUGCGCGGCAAGGCCCGCGGGCGUUGGCGCACGAGCGAUGAGUACGACAGCUCGCUAGAUGCUACGCACCAGAUCAUGCGGAACCGGCAGAUCGACGACCUGAUCCAGGUCGCGGGCGACAUCGAGGCGGGCGGAAGGGAGCUCGACACUAUCAACCUCGGGGUCCUCAUACGUCAACUGGGCCGGUCUGCAGCGCGCGAUGGGGUGAUCACUCCACGGGGGCUCGAGGGCGUGGACGAGCUCAAGCACCGCGUCGCGGAGCUCGCGGCGAAGGGCCUCGAUCUGCAGCGCGCGGAGCGGGGGUUCCGGCCGGUCUCGGUCGACAACGCGCUGAGGGGAGUGACGGAGGUGUUUUUGAGUGCCAGGAACCUGAUCGUGAAACCGGGGUUGCCGCCCGAGGACGUCCAGACGGCCAAGGACGUCUGCAACGACAUGCGGAACGCGGGGGACGUGAUCUUUCAGCUCAUGCGCACCCGCUUCCGGCCCAAGGACUUUCUGGACGAGGACCCGCCGUACUCGAGCGCGUUUCGCAUCUUCGGGCGCGCGCUCACCCUGCGGCUGCCCACGCGCGACCCUGACGAUCUGGUCGCGGCGAUGGUCAAGGUGCUCGACAGCGAGACGAUGUUCCACGAGGCCGAGAUGGACCCAUCGAAGGUUGCGGUCCUCCCAGACCUCCAAGUGGUGGAGCGCUUCCUGUACAGGUGCAAUCAGAAGCAACUGAGUUUGCCGCCAGCGUUCAUCAACAGCUUGGUCGCCGGGGCCUUCCUGAGGAUUCCCGUGGACCAAGCGACCCCCGAGGACUGCGAAGCUGUCGUACAGACGCUCCAGCGCUUGAUCGAGGCCGUCGGAUCCUACGGCGUCUCCCAAGGCAACGGCGUCACUGCACUGAAGCGCGCGAUCGAGAUGCUCGAGACCCCGCAGGGCUUCGCGGCGAUGAGCACGCGCAAGCUGGUGAUGACAAUGCACGUCUUCACGAAGUUCGUGCCGCCCCGCGGGGAGAUGCGGGGCGUGCUGAAGGGGUCGGGCGUGCCGCUCGUCGAGGAGAUGCUGUCGCGCCCGGACCUGGAGGUCCGGCCCAGCUUGCUGCGGCGAUUGCUGCAGCUGGUCGGCCUGCGCGACGAGGGCAACGCGAUGCGCGCGAACGCCGCGGCCGAGCGCAUCAGGGAGCUCUUUAUGCAAGAGCUGGCGCGCCCGAGGCACAGGCCGGGGGAGGCCGUUGCGCUGCUGGAAUUAGCCACGCACAUAUCCCGCUACUCCUUGUCGAUUGACGGCGCGCGGGAGGGCCUUGCGGGCUUGCUGACGCCGGCAGUGGCGCAGCGAAUCAGCAUCCGGGAUGCCUGCGCCAUGUUCAUCACGCUGAGCGCGCACGACCCCCCCGAGGACCGUCGCCUGAGCCGGGCCCUCAUCAAACUCGUCGCAAGCGGCGUCCCCGGGCUCGCAAGCGCCCACCCCUCCCGCCGCACGCCGGCCAACCGCCGUGCGACUGCCCACGGCGACGCACAGCAGGCGGACGGGCGCUCGCGGCCCGCCCACGACGACGGCGACGGCGAGGGCAGCUUGUUGUAUCCCCUCCUCGAACUCGCCAGGACGCUGCCGGCCGCGGCGGCCGUGGCGGGCGACAACGAGGAAUUCUGGGGGACAACCGGCAUCGCCCUCGAACCCUAUCGAGGCUACGUGGAGGCGUUCUGGCGCGGCCUCGAAAGGCGCCAGGUGACGGCCCCCAUCCCUGCCCUGGAAUCAAAGAAGACGCUCAAGAAACAGCGCAGGAUCCGGGCGUUUCUGAACGCGAUCGCGACGGCCAGUCAGCAGCUUCCCAGGUCGUCGCACGCCGCGCUCCGCGUCGGCUUGGGCUCGGGACUUCAUGGCGACGCACAGGUCCUCUCCGACUGCGCGCCGCUGCGGAACGAGGACGAGCUUGCGGCGGUCGAGGAGGUCGCGCCGGCCGUGCGGCGGGCUGUAGAGCAGCUCGGGCCCGACGUCAGGGCGCGAAUGGGCGGGGUGGUGACGUGGGGCGACCGCGCACGCCUGCGUCCGCAGGUGCCGGUGCUCGCGACGGUGACGCGGGCGCGCGACGGGCGGAAGUGCUUGCUGCUGCCGCGGAAGGAGAGGUCGCUGCUGCUGGACGAUCCGGAUCGGAUCGCGCUGGAGGAGCGCGUAGUGGAGGCGGGGUUGAAGCAGGAGGGUUGGGACACCGUUUGGGUGCGCAUAGGGGUGCCGAAGGUGUGCACGUCGCAGCCGGACAGCGAGGAAGCCAUCGCUGACAAUAUCUGCGCUGCGAUGGCGCGCGAGGAGCAGCGGAUGGACGGCUAG
This is a messenger RNA of Pedinophyceae sp. YPF-701, 2670 nucleotides long. Lineage: Eukaryota; Viridiplantae; Chlorophyta; Pedinophyceae. The record is from the annotation of a GenBank genome assembly.